Messenger RNA from Impatiens glandulifera, 519 nucleotides. RefSeq names its product BTB/POZ domain-containing protein POB1-like. The coding region runs from base 1 to 519 and encodes 172 amino acids. Gene Ontology annotation, cellular component: nucleus. Lineage: Eukaryota; Viridiplantae; Streptophyta; Magnoliopsida; Ericales; Balsaminaceae. The transcript has 2 exons. Gene Ontology annotation, biological process: response to red light. The record is from RefSeq and is a predicted model, not a curated record.
AUGUCGUGCCGAAAGCUGAGAAACAUUCUGACUUGUGUCGAUAUCGAUUCUUGGGUUUCUCACAAGCUUGUCCGCAAUGCUCUCUUUUUCAAGGCCGGGCCUCCAUACAAACAACGCGCCCUUUCCACAACUGCUAACUUCUCCGUUGAGAGGAGAUAUAAUUAUCAUUUGGCUAAGAUGGUUGAGUUUAAAUCACCUAACCCGCGAUGCAUUGUUUAUAUUGACCUCAAAUGGGAAGAGUGUGCUUAUCUAUUAUCAAAGCGUCAGAGUUAUGUUAAGCUUUUCCCUCUUGAUGGUAAAGGCUUCUUCCUAUUUGCAAAAUUCAUUUGUCAAGUGAACUUUUCCUCCUUUGGACUUUUCUUGGGAAUGCAAGAUAAGGGUUGUUUGUAUUCGUCUGUUUCGGUUGAGUACGAGUUUUCAGCUAGGACACCACAGACGGUGGAUUUCCUAGAUGAAGAUAGUGUAAAUUUCAUUGAUGGAGUCCUCCAACAAAAAGCAGAGAUCAUGAUCGACAAAUGA